Messenger RNA from Perognathus longimembris pacificus (Pacific pocket mouse), 1296 nucleotides. RefSeq names its product basic salivary proline-rich protein 1-like. NCBI's taxonomy places the organism in Eukaryota, Metazoa, Chordata, Mammalia, Rodentia, Heteromyidae. The coding region runs from base 1 to 1296 and encodes 431 amino acids. The record is from RefSeq and is a predicted model, not a curated record. The transcript is spliced from 3 exons.
AUGCACAAGAGGGGAGCCGCGGAGGGGCGAGCCGCGGGGGGCGCUGGCGGACAUCGGCUGCUGGCACGGGCAGCCCCGGCCGCUCAGCCCGGGGACACCGCGCGCGCCGGCUCGGAGAGCCCGGAGGGGUCCCCGAGCUCCGGCCGGGGUGGGCGGCCCUCUGUGGGUCCACAGGCCCAGAGCGGAAGGGGCCUGGAGCCCGGACGGCACCCGGGCCUCGGCGCCCCAGGGCCCGCCCCGGGGGAGGGGCCUCCGCCACCUCAGACCGGUGCUGACCCCAAGGCAAAGAGCUUGGGCCCUGGAGCCCGGGAGAGGACGCAGGCCCCGCUGGACCCCGGGAUGCCACAGGACGGCCAGCUCGAGCUGGAGGAGGCUGGACACGCGCGGUCAUGCCAGGCUGGACAGCCAGAGGGGUCUGAAAAGGGGGGGACAACACCCCUGUGCCGCUGUGUUGGGCCGUGCACGACGGAGCCCCAGGCACAGACGGCUCAGGACCUGGUGGGGGAUGACAAGACACGACCCGUGGAGAGCCCCUGCCCACACAGAGCCGAGGGCCAGGAGCAACCACCCGGGCCACGCGGACAGCAGGCGAGCAGCCCGGCUCCAGGUGACAGCCCCCAGGCCAGCACGUGUCCAGCCACUGCAGGGAAGCUCCAGAGUCCUGGCAGCCUGGCCGUGCAAGAGCAGGCCCCGGGACAGGAACCGGCCAGCAGGACGGCACUCCAGACACAGGGACAAGAGCCGGCCAGCAGGACGGCCCUCCAGACACAGGGACGAGAGCCGGCCAGCAGGACGGGCCCCCGGACACAGGGACAAGAGCCGGCCAGCAGGACGGCCCUCCAGACACAGGGACAAGAGCCGGCCAGCAGGACGGGCCCCCAGACACAGGGACAAGAGCCGGCCAGCAGGACGGGCCCCCAGACACAGGGACAAGAGCCGGCCAGCAGGACGGGCCCCCAGACACAGACACAGCCUGAAUACAGACCCCCAGAGUUAGAGAGCAGGACAGCCCCCGGUGCCCAGUGCCCACCCGGAGGAAGCCCAUGCCCAGGGCACCUCAGGGCCUCCGCCCGGCCUGUGUCUGAGGCCAGGGGCCAGCCCGCCCAGGCCCCAGCCACCGAGGGGCUCCCUGGCACCCCAGAGGCGGAGAAGGACUCGCUGGGUGGAGAGCCUCACCGGAAGUCUCUGCCCCAUGCUAAGUACAGAGCCCAGAGCUUCAGCAACCAGAGAGCCUUUGACCUGUCCUUCAGACCUACCAUCCUCCGCGCCACAGACACCUUUGCACCCCCCAAAUGA